Ornithodoros turicata is the source of this 1404-nucleotide messenger RNA. RefSeq names its product P2X purinoceptor 7-like. The transcript has 4 exons. The record is from RefSeq and is a predicted model, not a curated record. The coding region runs from base 43 to 588 and encodes 181 amino acids. NCBI's taxonomy places the organism in Eukaryota, Metazoa, Arthropoda, Arachnida, Ixodida, Argasidae.
CUCGCACCCAUUCGUGUUUGUUGUGUUUGUUACUCUGACGAAAUGGCUGCCGAAGGGAGCGAUCUUCUCGACAACCUAUCUUCGAAGGAAAGGCAAAUUUUGUUACGGGCGGCGGAAUUUGGAAGCCUCGCCUUCGAAACGUCGCCGGCUCCGCGAGCUCAACGGGACGAACAUGUUGACGCGGCAGCGUGCGGGAGCAGCAGCCGCCUGAAUUCCACAGAUUGGUGCCGUUGUGGGUCAUGCGUCGCCAUGCCCACUGAAGAAGAGUGCCUCUGCUGUAAGGAGCUCCAGGGCACCGCUGAACCACUGAGCUUCUCGUGUAUCACGGAGCACGAAGGUUUCAAAUUGUUAUGCCUCAACCAAACCGUCCUUAAGGUGGCGUACUUUGAACUUCGGGGCCAGCGGGAACCGAUGAGCGCACAUAUUCACAAGAGAUACCGAUACACAGCAUACCGCCAGUUCGCGAGGUGGGUGUGGCACAAGCUUGGAAAAAACAAGCGCAUGGUGAUUCCAGCUUGUGCUGUGAACACCAUUCGCGAAGCCUUUCCAUCAGAGUCAAGGACAGGCUUCAGAUAUGCAAGGUACUAAGCAAGGCACUAAAACUGGAACAAGACCACCACGUGAUGACACUGGAUGAUGGACUGCUACAAGUGUGCUGCAGUCAUGGCAAGAACUGUUUGCAGUGUGCUCGUAAAGCAGUGUUGAGGAUUGGACUGGUACAAAUUGGACUCAAAUCUGAACAGGAAUGAUGGUAGAGCAAAAUGAAAUUGGGGCUGGAUUUAAAAUUGCAAUGACAAUUAUUUUAGGUACUAGCGAUUCGGUGGAGAGUACGGAUUGCUUAUGCUGGAAGGGACAUUAAGCCGUGUGUGAGAUUUCACGUGCGUUAAAGAACCCUGAGGUGGGCAAAAUUAAUCCACAGACUGACCACUGUGGUGUCGCUCAUGAUCAUAGUUGUCUCGCGGUGUAAACCCCGAAUUAUUAUUAUUUUAGCUACCAGGAGGGUACGGAUGGCUUAGGCGCGGAAUGUUGAUAACAGAAUGCCAUCCCGCCCGAGGUUUGAACCUUGUCGAGCAGGCUAGCAAUUCGGUGGCUGGUAGGGGUUCUUUACACAUGACGUGUCCAGGAGGGAUGCUAAAUGCUGUUUCCAGUGUGCAUACACACACACGCUAUAAUAAAGGAAACCUCAGGUGGGCAAAAUUAAUUCACAGACGUGCUAUGGCGUCACUGAUAGUCAUAGUUGUCCCGUGGUGUGAAACCCAAUUAUAAUUUUACAGAACGCAGUCUGCGAAGGUCUGUUCGCAUGUUAAAAACUGGCACGAGGGCGAAAUUAUCCACUGGUUGACCACUGUCGUGAAGCUCAUGAUCAUGGUUGUCAUGCGAUGUAAAGCCACAAAAUAGUUAGAA